Messenger RNA from Morone saxatilis (striped sea-bass), 4834 nucleotides. It is a transcript of the gene ctnnd2a, whose product is annotated as catenin (cadherin-associated protein), delta 2a. The record is from RefSeq and is a predicted model, not a curated record. Gene Ontology annotation, molecular function: cadherin binding. NCBI's taxonomy places the organism in Eukaryota, Metazoa, Chordata, Actinopteri, Moronidae. Gene Ontology annotation, biological process: cell-cell adhesion; dendritic spine morphogenesis; cell-cell junction assembly. Gene Ontology annotation, cellular component: nucleus; plasma membrane; postsynaptic density.
AUGUCCCUAUACAGCAUGUAUUUUUACUUAGGUAUUUACUACUCCAGCUCCACCUUACCCGCCCAGCGUGUCAGUUCCCCUCUGUCUGGAGGAGGAGGAGGCUCGGGAUCCGGUUCUCCCAGUAAACUCCAGCGCCUGGGGUCAGCCUCCGACGCACCGGGGUACUCUACCACUCAACGCCUGCCUUCCUCCUCUUCCUCUCCCAGCAAACAGUCUCCUGCUAAUCGACUGGCCAAGUCAUACAGCACCACAGUUGCUGUGACAACAGCAGGAGGGGGCGGGUCUCCCCUGAGGGUCGCAUCUCCACCUAACUCUACAGCAGCAGGGGGAGGGGCCAGCUCAUCAUCGUCCCCUCUUCACCAGAUGAGUUCAGGCAUAGGGAGCUAUGCCACUCUGUCUCCCAAACGUCUGGCAGCUCACCACGCUUCUGACCAGUACAAGAUCUCCCACGAGCUCUACGCUACUGCUACACUGCAGAGGCCUGGCAGUCUGGCAGGCUCUCGUGGAUCCUACAGUAGUCAGCACAGUCAGGAGCCCCUUCGGCCCUUGGGGUCCCCAGAGCACCACAUAGAUCCCAUCUAUGAAGAACGUGUCUACCACAACAAGGGCCCCAUGAGGAGCCUUAGCCAGAGCCAAGGGCCGGAUACAGGCCCCUUUCGCAACAACACCGCUCCCUCCUCCCCUGGUGUCGACUCCGCCCCUUUGCAGCGCACAGGAAGUCACGGCACGGGGACAGGAAAUUACAGCCGUGGCGGGACCAACAACUAUGCCACAGUGGGACCAGGCUACACCUCAAGCGGAGGUGGUGGCGGAGACUUGUAUGGCUCAGACCCCUAUGUGGCAGACCCCUACCGCACCCUGCAGUACUGCCCCUCAGUGGUGGAAUCGCCCUACAGCAAGUCUGGACCAGCCCUGCCGCCAGAAGGCAGCCUACAACGUUCACCUUCCAUCGACUCCAUUCAGAAAGACCCCAGAGAGUUUGGGUGGAGAGAUCCGGAGCUGCCAGAGGUGAUCCAGAUGUUACAGCACCAGUUCCCAUCGGUGCAGUCCAAUGCUGCAGCCUACCUACAGCAUCUCUGCUUCGGAGACAACAAGAUCAAAGCCGAGAUCCGCAGACAAGGAGGCAUCCAGCUGCUGGUUGACCUACUGGACCACAGAAUGAGUGAGGUUCACCGUAGCGCCUGCGGAGCCCUGAGGAACCUGGUGUACGGCAAGGCCAACGAUGAGAACAAAGUGGCCCUGAAGAACUGCGGGGGGAUUCCUGCCUUGGUCCGCCUGCUGAGGAAGACGGGAGAUGUGGAAAUCAGAGAGCUGGUCACAGGCGUGCUGUGGAACCUGUCAUCAUGUGAUGCUCUGAAGAUGCCAAUCAUCCAGGACGCUCUGGCCGUUCUGACCAACAGCGUCAUCAUACCCCACUCUACCUGGGACUCCUCCCCCAAUCACCAUGACGACCGCAAGCUCCACCUCCAUACCUCCCAGGUGCUGCGCAAUGCUACUGGCUGUCUCAGGAAUGUAAGCUCCGCAGGUGAGGAGGCGAGGCGAAGGAUGAGGGAGUGUGACGGCCUGACAGAUGCUCUGCUUUACGUCAUCCAGACCUCUCUGGGCAGCAACGAGAUCGACAGCAAGACGGUAGAGAACUGCGUUUGCAUCCUGAGGAACCUGUCGUACCGUUUGGCUGCCGAGACGUCCCACGGCCAGCAGGGGGGGUUGGAGGAGCUGGACGGCCUGCUGUGUGACGCCAACGGCCGUGACGGAGAGAGCUCUGGAUGCUGGGGCAAGAAGAAGAAGAAAAAGAAGGGAGCUGAUCAGUGGGAUGGUGUUGGCCCCUUUCCAGACACGGCAGAGCCCCCCAAAGGGGUUCAGAUGCUGUGGCACCCCACAAUCGUCAAGCCCUACCUCACCCUGCUAUCUGAAUGCUCUAAUCCCGACACCCUGGAGGGAGCAGCUGGGGCUCUGCAGAACCUGGCCGCUGGCAGCUGGAAGUGGUCAGUGUACAUCCGGGCUGCUGUGCGUAAGGAGAAAGGCCUUCCCAUCCUGGUGGAGUUACUGAGGAUAGACAACGACAAGGUGGUGUGUGCCGUGGCCACCGCUCUCAGAAACAUGGCCCUGGACAUCAGGAACAAGGAGCUCAUCGGUAAAUAUGCCAUGAGAGAUUUGAUCCAUCGGUUACCAGGCAGUAGUAGCAGCAGCAACAAUAAUGCCACCAGCAGUGGGACCUGCGGGACCACAGGACCUCCCAGCAAGGCCAUGUCAGAUGACACAGUAACUGCCAUCUGCUGUGCACUGCACGAAGUCAUCACCAAGAACAUGGAAAACGCCAAAGCCCUGCGUGAUGCUGGUGGCAUAGAAAAACUCAUCGGCAUCGCCCGAAGCAAAGGAGACAAACACUCAGCAAAGGUGGUGAAGGCAGCCUCUCAGGUCCUCAGCAGUAUGUGGCAGUACAGAGACCUGCGUUCCCUCUACAAGAAGGACGGUUACUCCCAGUAUCACUUUGUGGGCUCUGCCUCAACGAUAGAGAGAGACAGACAGAGGCCCUACUCCUCCUCACGAACUCCCUCCGUCUCCCCUGUCAGGACGUCCCCAAAUAACCGCUCUGUCCAAGUAUCCUGCGGGACGUCUACGUUGUUCCGAAACUCUUACCUGACUGCCAGCGAUGACAUUAAGCAAAACCAGGCUCCGGUCCAGCCCUGCGUGGUGCCCCCACAGCCCCAGCAGGACAGCCCGUCAGCAGCCGUGCUAAAAGACUACGACCCCUACCCUCCCCCUCCUUCCUUCCCUCAGCCUCAGCCACCGCAGCCUCCACCUCACAGCCAGAGCCGGAGCUUUGAUGAGGUCUACUACGAGGACCAGGGACCUCCACCUCCUCCAUCCCAGCCGCAGCCGCAGAUCCAGGCGCAGGCCCAGCCUCAGGCCCAACCCCAGCAGCCUCCGAGCUCCACUGGACCACCCCGAGACCCACGGGAAGACCUACGCAUGCAUCUGGGCCUCAAAUCCACUGGCAACUACGUAGACUUCUACUCGGCCUCUCGGCCAUACAGCGAACUGAACUACGAGACCAGCCACUACCCGGCCUCGCCUGACUCCUGGGUCUAGUUAGACUAUGAUGAUUGGGGGGGGGGGCAAAAGAGAGUCCGUGUGUGCGUGUGUGAAAGGGAUUAUUUUUGCAAGCGAUCAACAGCAGAUUAACACAAGGUGACAGCAAGGGGCAUGUUGAAACGGGAACUCGUAGCCAGUGGCAGGAAAUUUGUGUUCUCUAAAAUAAGUGGGAAAUCAGAGCUAGGUGGGGUUUACGAAGCGAAGUCAGGUCGAGUGACAAAGAGAGACUGUGCAUGUGCAUGCCGACAUUUCCCUUUUUCUUUUUUUUUCAGACCGCUUUAUUUCUUCAAAGUCAGCUCCAUUGCACCGGUGAGUGGAUAAGGUGGGAGUAGAUAUGAAGAAGUGUGUAUGAAAGGAUCAGAGAGGAGUGGGCAGGGGAAUAUAGAAAGAAGAGAAGGGAGAAAACGACCAGGUAGAGAGAGCAUGCAGAGGCCUAGAGAGGAGGAAGAGAGAUGGGAUCAAGAAAUAAUGGGGAGCGGAUGAAGGUGAGCAUUUACUCUGUAGGAGCAGGAAGUGGCCUGACCUUUUGUCGAAGACAGAGAGAGGAAGAGAAGAGACACAAAGAUGGCAUGAGGGUCCUUGAGGAGGUCAGGAGGAAUAAAAGCACAGAAAAAGAUGAAAGCACAUCAGGCACAAGGCAAGAAGUGGAUGUUUACCAUUUCACCCAAGUGACAAACGUAGCAUUGCUUUUAUCCCCCCCUUUUUUGUUUGCGAUGGCCUUGCCUACAGAGGCAACUGAAUUUGUUUCAAGGAAUGUCAUCUUCAAAAGACUUCGUUUUUUGUCGCCAUUCUUUUACAUCUUUUUUUAUUUGUACUUUUCUAAAUUUUCACUUAUAAAAAAGCAUUUUUAUUUUCUGUGUACAGUUCAAAGGUGAUAUAGUGUGUAUAUUACACAUGUUUUUGAUGGGGCCACUUAUGAAAUUAUGAUUUUUUCCAUGACUACUGACUGAAACAACAAAAGCAACAAAAACAAGUGAAACGUGGACACAAGAAGCAGAAAAGACAGACAUCGUCAGGAUGGAUGUCAGUGGACAACUUUGUUAUGCCCUUUUCCUAGCCAGAGAGGAAACCCUGCAGUAUUUGUGUUUUUCUCUCUCCAUCAAUUGAAUUUCGUUGUGGACAUGCUCAAACGUCAAGAGCAGUUCAAGGCUGCCAGAGCAUCAGAUCGGCAAAGCAGCAUCCAGACUCCAGAGUUCUCCGUCAACAAAAGUGCUUUUUCACUGCCUAAAGAAUAUAUGUGUAUGUUUAAAGCACACUCUCUGUCUCUGGAAAGGGUUGUCUUUUCCUUUUGGGGAGCUGAUAUGUUUGACCAUGUCAACUUUCAGUGGUUUCUCAUCAUCACUUGUGCAUAGAAACUGGUCUGUCCAACAAGAGCCACCGUGAAUAUUGUACAUCUCAGUGUACGGUAGAGGUAAAGACAGAGCGAUAUGAGACAUGACAUUGUGCCAAACUUUGACACCUUGUGGGCCAGUCCUAAAAAGACUUUAAAAGGACAUUCUGUCGAAGUUUACAGACAAUGACUAAAUGACUCCCUCUGCUGUUUGUAAUUUUUAUUUUCUUGUGUUUUAAUCAGGUGAAGCCGUACUUAUUGCUGGGGAUCAUGAAUAACAUCUCCCUCCCAUAGAUGUACAGAUCUGCCUCUCUGUUUUGGAUGAGCUUGUGUGGGAAUUUGCGUGCGUGGGGACACGUGUGUGCGUGUGUGUGUAUGUGUGUGUGUGUGUGUGUUUGUGUGUGUGUG